Molecule: messenger RNA, 2049 nt
Organism: Ascochyta rabiei
Lineage: Eukaryota; Fungi; Ascomycota; Dothideomycetes; Pleosporales; Didymellaceae
Product: tRNA (cytidine(32)/guanosine(34)-2'-O)-methyltransferase
Exons: 2
Coding region: 1-2049 (682 amino acids)
Biological process (GO): protein phosphorylation; intracellular signal transduction
Cellular component (GO): cell cortex
Molecular function (GO): protein serine/threonine kinase activity; ATP binding
Source: RefSeq, a predicted model, not a curated record
AUGGACGGCCCCGAGUCAUCCCAGGGCAAACGUGACCCUGCCUCUGGCCUCUCUGGCCCCUCCGGCCCCCAGUCUGCUGCUGCUGCUCCCCUCGGCGAAUUGAGCAAAGCAUUGAAAACGGGCAUCGAUGCACCCUCGGCGCAUCUGAACGCUACCUCGACCCUGUCCAACGCUCGUCUCCCAGCCUUCAGCACUCAUAAAGCGCCGGAGAACGCCACGCUCCCUCUGUACGUCCCCCGCUGGCACGUCCGCGCCCCGAGCAGCGGCUUGACGCUCGUCACCGAUCUCCCGCCAUCCACGACGUCGACCGCGCGCAACACGCCGAGCAACGUUUCCAUCGUGGCAGGCACAGGCAGCGAAGGGCUGCGCCAGUCAGCCACCGCGCCGAUCAUGAUAGACGAAAAGCUCCUCAGAACUGCACGGUCUAACAACAGCCUGGCUGGCUCCUUGUCGCCUUCCUCGGCCAUCUCCUCGCCAGCACUGAACGCGCUCGGUGACCUCACCCCGCUCCCUUCGCCGCUGGUCAUGGGCGACUCGCCCGGACCAUGGCAGAGGGCUGUAACGCGGCCCCGAGGACCCUCUGUCAGUUCACGCGAUGACAUGUAUCUUUCGUCCAACAGGGCCACCCUCUCUCCCUCGCCCUCGCUGAAGAAGAAGGGCUACCAGAGGCUGAAGACUGCCGGCGCAGAGGUUACCGAUGCGCGCAUACAGGCCCACCACAACAACGAAGCAGCCCGCGAAAGAAACCGCAGCAUCAGCGAGUAUACGCCUGACUCCUUGCACAAUCCCCGCCCACGGAAUGCUACCAUUAGCAAUGUCGUAGCUGAGGGUGACGCAACCAUGCAGCAACGCCUGCGCCGUGAACAAUACCUUGCCUCGCAGCGAGGCAUUGUGCCUGCCCAGGUCCCUGCCGGCCUGCCUACGCCUCCCCCCAGCAAUGCAAGCAAUCGAAGUGUCACAGACGAAGAAGACCAUGUCACAGAAGAUGACACUACCAAGUACAUCGCAGUCCGUCAUGGAUCCCCGCUGAAAAAGAAGCUUUGGCGUCCGGUCCGGCUACUCGGCCAGGGCACGUUCAGCAAAGUCUACCUAGCCACGUGCGAAAAGACGACGGCCAAGGAUCCACUGGAUGAAAAAUCGUUGGAUCUUCGUAAGCUGGUUGCCAUCAAAGUCGUCGAGCAUGGUCCUGCUGGCGGCGCCGAUGAGGAACGUGUCGAACUAAGUCUCAAGCGAGAAGUGGAGAUGCUCCGCUCAGUCUCACAUCCUUCUCUGGUUCACCUGCGCGCUUUCGAUCACAAUGAGGCCCAGGCUCUCCUGGUCUUGACAUAUUGCCCUGGUGGUGAUCUGUUUGAUGUAGCCAGCGACCACCGCGACAUCCUGAGCAUAGACAUCGUUCAGCGAGUGUUUGCAGAAAUGGUUAGCGCCGUGCGCUACCUCCAUGAGAAGCUGAUUGUUCACCGCGACAUCAAGCUAGAAAACGUCCUUCUCAAUGUUCCCGUUGCCACUGUACCUCUUCUCAAGCAUCCACAAUCUCAUCCGUACCCUAUAGCGACACUUACGGAUCUUGGCCUUUCUCGUCGUAUACCAGCUGCUCCAGAGUCCCCUCUCCUGACAACAAGAUGUGGCAGUGAAGACUAUGCUGCACCAGAGAUCCUGCUAGGCCAGCCAUAUGACGGCCGCUCCACUGACGCUUGGGCACUUGGUGUACUAUUGUAUGCUUUGAUGGAGGGUCGCUUGCCCUUUGACCCACCACCGGGCAAAGUGGGAGCACGUAGCAGGGCUGCUCACCGCAUCGCCAGGUGUGAUUGGGUUUGGGUCAAGUUUGGCGACGAUGACGGAGAGUGGGAUCCCGAGAAGGGCAAGGAGUGGGCUGGCGCUCGAGAGUGCGUCGAGGGUCUGCUGAAGAAGGUCUCUCGUGGCCGUAAGAGCCUCGAAGAUAUCGAGAAGAUCGACUGGGUCAAACAGGGCAUCCAGGUCGAUGGCGGCUUGAGGAUGAGGAUCGAAGACGACGAGUCCAACGACACAACGUCGGAACUACCUACAAGGUAA